Molecule: messenger RNA, 1854 nt
Organism: Physella acuta
Lineage: Eukaryota; Metazoa; Mollusca; Gastropoda; Physidae
Product: actin-3
Source: RefSeq, a predicted model, not a curated record
GCCGAGACUUAUCGCAGCUAGUGUAUUCGUGUUAGAUUUGUCGCCCUUUCCGUAACACCUGCGGAUAUAAGAAUAAAAGAAGAAAAAAAAAGUGUUUAAUUAAUUAGUUAAUUAGCAGAUCAGCAAUGUGUGACGACGAGGUAGCAGCUUUGGUUGUUGACAAUGGUUCCGGUAUGUGCAAGGCUGGGUUUGCCGGAGAUGACGCCCCCCGGGCCGUGUUCCCCUCCAUCGUGGGACGCCCAAGACACCAGGGUGUGAUGGUUGGUAUGGGACAGAAAGACAGCUAUGUUGGAGACGAGGCCCAGUCCAAGAGAGGUAUCCUGACACUGAAAUACCCCAUUGAGCACGGUAUUGUCACCAACUGGGAUGACAUGGAGAAAAUCUGGCACCACACCUUCUACAAUGAGCUGAGAGUUGCCCCUGAGGAACACCCUGUUCUUCUCACUGAGGCUCCACUCAACCCCAAAGCCAACAGAGAAAAAAUGACCCAGAUCAUGUUUGAGACCUUCAACUGCCCAGCCAUGUACGUGUCCAUUCAGGCAGUCCUGUCCCUCUAUGCCUCUGGUCGUACCACUGGUAUUGUCCUGGACUCCGGCGACGGCGUCUCCCACACCGUGCCCAUCUACGAAGGCUACGCCCUCCCCCACGCCAUCAUGAGGCUGGACCUUGCCGGACGCGACCUGACGGACUACCUGAUGAAGAUCCUCACCGAGCGCGGCUACACCUUCACCACCACCGCCGAGAGGGAGAUCGUCCGCGACAUCAAGGAGAAACUCUGCUACGUCGCGCUGGACUUCGACAACGAGAUGCAGACCGCGUCCUCUUCUUCCUCCUUGGAAAAAAGCUACGAGCUUCCCGACGGGCAGGUCAUCACCAUUGGCAACGAGCGUUUCCGGUGCCCCGAGGCUUUGUUCCAGCCAAACUUCCUGGGAAUGGAGACCGUCGGUAUCCACGAGACCACCUACAACUCCAUCAUGAAGUGUGACGUGGACAUUCGUAAGGACCUCUACGCCAACACCGUUCUGUCAGGCGGCACCACCAUGUACCCAGGCAUCGCCGACCGCAUGCAGAAGGAGAUAACCUCUCUCGCCCCCGCGACCAUGAAGAUUAAAGUGAUUGCUCCCCCUGAGAGGAAAUACUCCGUCUGGAUCGGAGGCUCCAUCUUGGCUUCUCUGUCCACCUUCCAACAGAUGUGGAUCUCCAAGCAGGAAUACGACGAGUCGGGUCCAUCCAUCGUCCACAGAAAAUGCUUUUAAAUAGCCACAUUGUGAUAGUUGAGAAAAAAUAGUCUGAUUUACUACGAGAAUAAACACAAGAAGAACAGUAAAAUAAAACAACAAAGAAAUAACAGAAUGCCGACUAUGUUUGUAACCAACCAACACGAAAGCAUUAUAAUUUAAUAAAAAAAAUGCUAGUGAUGCAAAAAUAUUUCAUUAGCCUAAUAAUUAAAUAACUAUUAAUUUUAAAAUUUCGACACAGUAACAAAAAGAUGUAAAAAUAUUUAAACAUAUUUUCAAGUAAUAAUAUCAAAUCAUUUAUUGUUACAACUCAAAUUAAAGUCAUACUAAAGUCAAACUUUAACUUCUUAUCCAAUUGAGAAAAGAAAAACAAUAACGCCCGUAGAAAUACUUUCUUCUUACUGUCUAAAAAUAGCCUGUUCACGUGACAAAUUGGAGAGUAUUUCUUGAGCGCGUUUUGGUUUAUUUUCUUUCACUGACUCUGUACAUUGUUGCGUACUGUAAAAAGAAAACAUGGUUUGGUUAGAUUUUUGUAUCGGGUUUUAUACUGAAGCUAACACAUAUAUUUAUUGACAUGUUGCUGAACAAGUAAUAAAAGCAAAACUGAAAAACUUUA